This is a messenger RNA of Monosiga brevicollis MX1, 1704 nucleotides long. RefSeq lists its product as uncharacterized. The coding region runs from base 1 to 1704 and encodes 567 amino acids. The transcript is spliced from 3 exons. The record is from RefSeq and is a predicted model, not a curated record. Lineage: Eukaryota; Choanoflagellata; Craspedida; Salpingoecidae.
AUGGCCGUUAGCAACCUGCGCGCCAUGUUUGAAGGGCGCAGCAUGACCGUGUCUUCACCGGCUGAUACCGCGGCCUUGCGGGCUGCAUCGCGAGCAGCCCGUGAACGCCGGCGACCCGAACCCGCGCCUGCUGAGGACGCAGCAUUAAAAGCAGCAGAUGACGUCAAACCCACCCCUCAACCCAAGACCAUCCCGGCAGCAAAGCCCGCCCCUGCUCCCGCCGCAUCACAGAGCUCACCUUUGGUUGAAGCUCAGGCAGAGGCCAAGAGUGCGACCAAGCGGGAAGCCGAAGAGGUCACCAAGGCCUCGCCUGCCGCCACCGACGAUGGGACCGCAUCUGAAGGUCCCACUACAAAAGCGCCCAAGCCGCGACCCAAGCCGCCAAGCUCUAGCUUGGCCCAGCGGGCUGCGGCCUUUCAAAACGCCAACCACAACGUCGGGGGCGCGCCAGCGCUCAAGCCCAAGCCCAUGGCCAAGCCGGCUCGUAAACUGCCCCAGGUCACCCCUCGACCACCGGCUGCUACAGCCUCAUCAACUACAACUGAGUCACCCAGCCCUACGCCCCGCCCCCGCGUUGAGGGUACCAAGCCGACGCCUGCCGUGCGCCCGCGCGCCACAACACUGGCCAACUCGGAUGUGCCUCGCAAGGCCUCGACCAGCAGCAACAGCUCGGGUGGCUCGAUUGCGGCCCGCCUCGCGGCGCUUCGGCCGUCCAGAAUCGACCUUCUGCACCUCAUUUUCUUGUUUUGGUGCACUGGGCGUUUUUCCCUCCUUCAUUGGCUCAUGACGCACGCACAGGCGCAAGGACCGGUGCUGCUACCUGGGCUUGGGCGGCCACCACCGGCCCGAAGCGCCUCAAAUACUUCACUGGAAGUUGCCACGGCCAAUGCCAACGCUCCAGCACCGUCAUCUGCCAACACCGCCGCAAGCCGGCCGCAUGCGCGCAGUGCCACCCUGGCUGUGAGUGAUGCCAAGUUUAUGGCACCUCGCCGAAGUACCUCGGAUACCAAAUUGUUGGUGCAGCGGGUGGAAAUUGCCAACGCUGACGCAGACUUUAAUCAACUGCCCUCCCACGAGCUUUUGGGCACCAGCAUCGGGCGGUUUCGUGCUCGGCUGGGUUCGGUGGGGCGUAAGCCCCCGACUCGGAAGCACGCCCAGGCUCGCGCCAUGGCUGUGAGCGCCCAACGCUCGCCGCCAACGACCGGCGCCAAGAGCCCCUCGCGCGCCAGCUCUGGAACCGCUGAUUCCGACUCGACUCAGGAUGAGGUAGCAGAUGCACCCAACCUGGUUGUGGUGGAAGAGGAGGAGCCUGUUGAAGAGGAGUCGGUGUCGGACAAGCCCCCGGCGGAUGCAGACCCCGACACGGCAACUGAAAUUCCCGAAGAGGUGGUCGAGUCGGAGGCAGCCGAAGAAGUGGAGGAGGAAGUCUCGGUCGACGACGACGAGGAGGGCCAAGGUCCAUCUGAGGCUGAUACCGAUACGAAGGACGCCGAGGGCCAAGGUCCAUCUGAGGCUGAUACCGAUACGAAGGACGCCGAGGAAGAGGCCGAGACCGAGGCCGCAGAACAGCUCGAGCCCGCAGCAGAUGCCGACGAAGGUUCCGCCGACAGCGAUUCGGCCGAGAGCCCAGCACUCGAUACCACCAUGCAAUCCUUGGAGCCCGCCGACGGCGAGACCUCGGUCCUUGAUACCAGCAAUGCCUGA